AUGCCGGGUAUGACAAACUGGUUCCACAGGCAUGGGUGGCAGUUCCUCGGACUGCCUGCGUCGUCACUCGUGCACGGUGGGAAGGGAGGAGUGGCCAUCUUAGCCAGAGAACCUUUCACCCUCUCGAAAACUCACCAGGCCACUCUGGAGCAAGGUCAAGUAUUGGGGGCCACGCUGCACGGCGCUUCGGUGCCGCUCAGCCUGUUGGUGUCUUACAGACGGCCGGGCCCCGGUUUGGAGUCCCUGCCUGAGAUAGUUGAGUUUACGCGCCACGCUGGCGACCGGCCUUGGUGCUUAGGUGGCGACUUCAACAUGAACCCGCAUGCAGGGGCCCUUCCGGAAGCCAUGCUUGGCAUCGGGGCCAGGUUGGUUGCUACUAGCGGCCACCUCACAAGUAGUACUCCCACCGACUCUGUGUGGGUCUCUGGAAGUCUCUCCACCAGCAACAUAGGUACGGUUGCCCCUCUUUCUGACCACUUCGGUACUUUCUUUUCCCUUCAGGUGCAACAGGCACGCAACAACGCCAUGGCCUGGGAGUUUAGGAAGCCUAAGCGAGUUCUGGACCCAGAGGCUGACUAUACCGAGGACACCAAGGUGAGUUGGAGGAAGCAUGCCCUCCCUCAACAGGACUGGGACAGUCUACGGUCGGACAACAACGUGUCUAAACUGUGGGACUCCUGGUCUAGCAGUGCCGAGGCGUGCCUCACUGAAGUUGGCUACUUUAGGAACGACACCAGGGCACACCGGAGGGGAGAAAUCCCUCAAGUCCAGAGCGGCGCUGGCCGAAUGGCCGAAGGUCAGGACGUGACAGAGCGCCAGCUUAGGAGGGCCUUGCGCAGACUCCACGAGGCCCGAGGCAACGUCCUUCAGGGCCGUCCUACCUCCCAAAACCUCACGCGAAACAUAGAGCGUGACGCUCGCCGUUUUGAGUUUGAGAGAGAAGCCCGCAACCGUCAGUGGUGGCCGGCCAUUGACAAGCUGACGGGGCUUCUGAACCAGUUUCUUAAUGACCAGCAGUCGGCGCGUGCUAAGGCUUGGAAGCUCAGGGUCCGCGACUACUCUGCCGCUGUCAGGUGGACCAAGGAACUAGGUCGGCCCCCGUGGCUCCUGCGCUGCAAGGACGGCUCGGUGUGCUCGGGCCGCAGUAACGGUGCCCGUGCCCUCAAAAAGGACUGGCAGUCGGUGUUUUACGGAGACCGCCACUACAUGCCAGACACUCAGCUUUACCUGGACAGGUACGGGGAGUGGUUCCCUCAGAGGCCCACUCAGCAGGCUCUGGCUCUGUGCCCAGAGAAGCUCCGCAAGGCAGUUAAGGAAAUGAAACACAAGGCGGCGGGCCCAGACAACUGGGAGGCGCGCUCUCUCCUGCAGCUCCCGGAUCCCGCUUGGGAACGUUUAGGACAGCUUCUUCAGUGUGUUGAGCACACAGGCCAUUGGCCUCCGGGCCUUCGGGCUUGGCGACUGUGCUUCAUCUCUAAGGACUCGAGUACUGGUUUCACAGAGACAUUGAAGACCCGACCAAUUUCGGUCGGAAGCAUUGUCUACAGAGCCUGGGCACGAGUUCGCUUCCAGGAAGCAGUGAAACACCUCCCCCGGGACACGCUGGGUGUGAUGCAGUGCGGCGGCCUGAAAGGCCACGACCCGGAGACCCUCCUGCUGGCCUUCAGUGAAGAGACGUCUCCCACGACGCACGCUUACGGGUGCUCCCUCGACUUUCAGAAAGCUUUCGACUCUAUGGGCUGGAAAACAGCUUGGAUGUUGCUGCAACGGUGCGGCAUCGCUGCUGGCACCCUGAGGGCCCUUCGCGGUAUGUGGUCUGGUCACACUCGUUGGGUUUCUUGUGGCAACCACGUGGAUCCAGAACCGUUCACCGAAGUCCCCGCGCUCCUGCAGGGGGAUUCGUGGGCCCCCUUAGCUAUGGCCCUGGUGCUUAGCGGCCCACACAAGAAGAACUGCAGAGAGCACCCGCGUUCUUGCCAGACUUUAUUCCUUGACGACCGCGCAGCCCUGCACACGUGCCUCGCUGACCUUCGAGGAUGGCAAAGCUCCUGGCAAGAAUUUGAGCGUCUCGGGAGACUUAAGACUCACCCAGGUAAGACUCAGAUCUGGGGUAGGACUGCGGCAGCUCGUCGUGUUCUUGCAGAUGCGGGGUAUGAGGCUUCAGACACGAUCACUGCUCUGGGAGCUACGCUAGGGCCAGCGCAGCGGCCUCUGUCAGCAGCUGAGUUGCAACGGCAGGCCACCUGUAAAUCUAGGGCCUUCAGGGUCGGUCUCCUUCCGUGUGGCGUGGCCAUGAAGCAGCGAAUCGCGGCCACUGUACUCACGCCCAUGUUCUCGUGGGCCUCGGGGGUCUGCGGCCGUUGGCCCACUUGUCAGGACCAGCGUGUUCUAAGGUCGCUGUACUGCAGGGCACUGCGCGGGCCUUACCUCUCCUUCGGUCGUGCAGCUCCGGGACUCCGCAAUGUCCUCAGCUACGGGCAUGGUUCUGAUGCCUCUCUGUGCGCCUUGGUCAGGGUUCUAAGAGCCGUUCAGCGCUGGAUGACCCAGCGCGCGAGAGACGGAAAGGUGGUCACUUGGUCUGCUGCGACGCGUGCCAAGGCUCAAAGGGUGCUCUCAAAGUGGGGAGCCUGGCGGGCAACUGCCCUUGCGGUGACGAAGGGUCGGGUGCAGUUCAGCCUGUCGACUCCAGGCCCUGCAGCAGACAAAGCUCUCCACGAGCUUAGGACAGACUGGCGAUGCUCCCAGUUUAGUGCCUGGAAGGGCGCCGACAGAAUAGACUCAGGCGUCGCACGCCGUAUCGGCCUCAGGAUCACACCUAGACUGAUUCAACAGCUGCGGGCUGCCACGAGGAACUGCACAGGGUACGAACUGGGCAUCCUCACAGGUGGCUUCAAAAGCCCCGCUGUCGAUUUCAGUAAUGCUGGUAACAUCUUGCAGGCUUGUCCGUUUUGUCAGCUCCACCAAGUUCCGACACUAGAGCACGUUUUGUGGCACUGUAGUCACUUCAACGACCUCCGCCAGGAAUCUAUUCUGAAGCCUGCCUGCCCCUUGGGGCACAGGUUAGGAUGGAACAGCCAGGGCGUCUUGCCCUGCCUGGGGCAGAUGGGGAAGAUCCGUGAACGCAUCUGUCGGCUCACCAAGAGUCAGUGGCAGAGGCAAGGGGUGGGCUAA
Molecule: messenger RNA, 3171 nt
Organism: Symbiodinium necroappetens
Lineage: Eukaryota; Dinophyceae; Suessiales; Symbiodiniaceae
Source: the annotation of a GenBank genome assembly